CUUGAACCAUCAGAAACCGAAAAAACUAGCACUGCUCGUCAUAAAAAAUGGGAGUUGGAGAUAAAACCUCUAGUAAACACGUAUAAUAAAUAUAUAGAAGUCGAAUCGGUUUUUGAUGACAUUUGCUUGGAUAAUGCGAUUGAGGCUGUCGCUAUGAAGCCAUAUUCUGGAGUUUUCAUUUAUAAAAAACAUUAUGAAUUAAAAUGGAUACAAAAUAGAAAAUUUCAUAAAUCCUAUAUUCGCGAAAGUAUUCGACGACUUAAUGGAACUCAUUCUAUGAGGACUGGUGAAAUCGAAAAUAUGUUGAUAAAAACUCAACGUAUCGAGACACGAGCACGCACACAACGGCUUAGUCUUGGUUGUCGCCAGGAUGGGGUUAUUAUCAUUAAUGUAAAUGGGACUACAGUAGAAGUUGGAUUCAUGGAGGUGGUUGGAAAUGCUGUCUACGAUGAUCUCACCAAACUAUCCGAGGAUCUAGAGAAAGUGCUAAAAUGUAUGCAAAUUUCUUUAUUCUACCAACGACAGUACCACCUUCAACGAGGAGCAUCGGAAAACCAAUUACAAAUCUUGGAGUUUUACGGCAUUGUUGUUUAUAAACGGACGGCUACAAUAUACACGAUGCAUUGUGCAAGUGGUUUAUAUAUAGUGGAUAAGAUUACAGAGUUCUCUAUCCCAAACUCUAAGGAUCAAUUGCACGUGCUCAAAGAAGUGAUCGAAAAGGUAUAUAUGUUUAAGAGCCGUGUAAUGGAUUACUAUCUCAAGCUUAGUAGGCUUACGCCAAACUUCACACAUACAUAUGUUAAAGUUGAUGAGCUUCCUACAAUAGCAUCGCCUUCAAAGAAACAAUAA
Messenger RNA from Dentiscutata heterogama, 849 nucleotides. NCBI's taxonomy places the organism in Eukaryota, Fungi, Glomeromycota, Glomeromycetes, Diversisporales, Gigasporaceae. The record is from the annotation of a GenBank genome assembly.